AUGCCAACCUUUGGUCCUGGAGCAGAAUUGGGAAUUGGUUAUGAUGGAGCCCAAAUGGCCAGACCCAUUGACUCACAUCACCAGGUUGAGCCAUGGUCGCCAAGUUCUUGGACUACAAGACCGAUCAAACAAGAUGCAAUAUAUGAAGACCGCAAGAAUGUAGAGAAGUCAUUAUCGAAACUUCAACGUCUUCCUCCCAUUGUUACUCCCACGGAAAUCAUUCAGCUCAAAGCAAGUUUACGGGAUGUAGCUCUUGGCAAAGCAUUUCUACUUCAAGGAGGUGAUUGUGCUGAGCUAUUCGACUACUGUGAGGAGAACGCUAUUGAAUCAAAGAUCAAGCUCUUACUUCAAAUGAGUUUGGUUCUUGUCUGGGGAGCCAACAAGAAGGUAGUCAGAAUUGCUAGAAUGGCUGGGCAAUAUGCGAAGCCGAGAUCAAGCCCCACAGAGAUGGUAGAUGGCAAGGAGACCCCAUCUUUCAGAGGGGAUAUCUUGAAUGGUUACGAAAUUGAUGAGAGAAACUUAGAUCCACAGAGACUUGUUAGUGCAUACUUUCACUCCGCAGCUACUCUCAACUUCAUUCGAGCAUCUCUUUCAUCUGGUAUUGCAGACCUGCAUAGCCCAAUGAACUGGGGUCUUGGUCAUGUUCGGGACCCAGGCUUGCAAGAGCAAUACUCGAAGAUUGUAGACUCUAUCAGUGAGAGUUUACGUUUCAUGCGUACCAUUGGUGCAGAUACAGCUGAUCAACUUCGAGGAGUUGAACUCUAUACUAGUCACGAAGGUCUUCUACUUGAAUAUGAACAGAGCCUCACUCGACUUCUCAAAGACCCAUCUCAAAACUUACAAGCCGGUGCAAACGCCGAAAAAAAUGUCGAUCCUACUAAAGAUGGAAAGGCGUACUUCAAUACAUCAGCACACUUUCUUUGGAUUGGUGACCGGACAAGACAAGUGGACGGGGCACAUAUUGAGUACUUUCGUGGUAUAACCAAUCCUAUCGGCGUCAAAGUAGGCCCUACAACUUCUUCCUCGGAUCUUUUGGAGCUUCUUCGAAAACUCAACCCAACAGUAGAAGUUGGUAAAAUAACACUCAUCACUCGUUACGGAGCAUCAAAAGUUCGCACACUUCUCCCCAAACAUAUUCGAACAGUCGAAGAUAGCGAAUAUGCCCGAAGCGUCGUCUGGCAAUGUGAUCCAAUGCACGGAAACACAAGAUCCACUUCGACCGGCAUCAAAACGAGACAAUUCACAGAUAUCUUCUCCGAACUUCAAGAGACUUUGGCAGUCCACCAAGAAGAAGGAAGCUACCUUGGAGGUGUUCACCUUGAAUUGACCGGUGAUGCUGUGACAGAAUGUACUGGCGGUAGCGAGGAGCUUGCCGAGGAAGAUUUAUCUUUGAACUACACCAGCUUUUGCGAUCCAAGACUGAACGAAAAACAAGCACUAGAAAUGGCCUUCUUGAUUGCAGGCCAUUUUCGUGAGGGACCGGCCAAAAAUUAG
Botrytis deweyae is the source of this 1494-nucleotide messenger RNA. RefSeq lists its product as uncharacterized. Gene Ontology annotation, molecular function: 3-deoxy-7-phosphoheptulonate synthase activity. NCBI's taxonomy places the organism in Eukaryota, Fungi, Ascomycota, Leotiomycetes, Helotiales, Sclerotiniaceae. The transcript is spliced from 2 exons. The record is from RefSeq and is a predicted model, not a curated record. Gene Ontology annotation, biological process: aromatic amino acid biosynthetic process. Bases 1 to 1494 code for a protein of 497 amino acids.